AUGACUUUGACUGUUCUCUCAGAUGAGCAGGUCAAGGAUAUCCUAGAAAAUCUGAGCCUAGAUGAGCUGGAGGAUUUCCGAAAGACACUGGCCAGUGCUCUUCAUGCCUUCUCUACAAGUCUGGGAACCGAUGGCCUAGGCGUCUUCCAGCAGCCGCAUCGAGUAUCCACGCUGCAUCCCGAUACUCAGGCCACGACGCUGUAUAUGCCAUCAUGCGGUCCCUCUGGCAUGGGCUGUAAAGUGGUAUCUCUCACUUCCGGCGAGGCAGCCAAGGACCCCACCAUCCAGCAAAUCAGUCCAACCGGCGUCGUCAACCUGUUCUCUCCAGACGGAAAGCCCAUUGGUCUUGUCCACGCCAGCACCCUCACUGCUUUCCGCACUGCCCUCGCCUCGCUAUGUCUCGUCUACCGCCGCAACCACGUCAAGACGAUAACCGUCUUUGGCAGCGGCAUGCAAGCCUACUGGCACGUCCGCCUCGCGCUCAUGAUGAGGGGUAGCACAGUCAAGCACGUCAACAUCAUCAACCACCGCUUCUCUGACAGCGCCGGCCGCAUUCUAAAGAAGUUUGCCAUUAUCCCUCCCGAAGUAAAGGCGCGGGAAGGCUGGGAGGCGGCCAAGUUUACAAUUUUGACGCCUACGUUCCAUGAGUUCAACCGCCUACAGAAGGAGUAUAUCCGCAACGCCGACAUUAUCUACUGCUGCACACCAUCUCGGGAAGAGCUGUUUGAUGCCUCGAUUUUGACGAACCAUGAAGGAAGAAAGAAGGGCAGGCUCAUCGUUGCGGUGGGGAGCUAUACACCAGAGAUGAGGGAGCUGCCCGAAGGUCUCCUACAGCUGGUCACAAAGCCCCGUGAAAAGGGCCAUAGACAUUUCCACAGACAUGCCGAUGAAGGUGGCGUUAUUGUGGUAGACACACUAGACGGAGUUUUGUCAGAAGCUGGAGAGAUCAUUGCCGCAAAGAUUCCCCCCACCCAGCUGGUUGAACUUGGCGAACUUGUCAUGCUUCACAGAAUGGCCGUCGACGAGUCAGAGUCCGAGGCCUCCGACGUCAUGUCACAAACUUCCUCCUUCUCAGAGCUAGACAUCUCCGACAGGAGCCCCUCCAUGAAUACAGUUUACAGCGACAUGCCAUCAAGCCCUUCGAGUCCGACAUCUACAUCUACACGCAGCAGAUCGCCGUUUGGGAAGCACUUCCGGAAAACCUCGAGCAACGUGUCUGAUAAAGACAAGGAGAAGCAAAAGGAUGACGCCCUCUCGCGCUGGCUACGGGACGGCACAGUCGUGUACAAGAGCGUCGGGGUGGGUUUGAUGGACUUGGUGGUUGGAACCGAGUUGGUUGAGAUUGCGAAGCGGAAGAAUAUUGGCACGCAGAUUGAAGGCUUCUGA
This is a messenger RNA of Trichoderma asperellum CBS 433.97, 1386 nucleotides long. RefSeq lists its product as uncharacterized. The record is from RefSeq and is a predicted model, not a curated record. NCBI's taxonomy places the organism in Eukaryota, Fungi, Ascomycota, Sordariomycetes, Hypocreales, Hypocreaceae. Gene Ontology annotation, cellular component: cytoplasm.